AUGAUUGAACCAUGGCAAGGAGAGCUAGAAGCGCGAAAGCUUGCUCGUACAUGUUACAUCACUCCCGACAGCCAAUUCCCGCAGUUUCCCGGUGCUGAAAUGUGGAAUCCACCAAAUAUAUAUGACGAGGAUUGCUUGGCCUUAAAUAUGUGGGUGCCGGAAAGACAUGACGGAAAAGUGAUGGUUUGGAUAUACGGUGGUGGCUUCUAUUCCGGUACUCCAUCGUUGGAUCUGUACGAUGGGCGUGUGCUGGCUAGUCGUCAAAAAACAAUCAUUGUCAACAUCAAUUACAGGCUUGGACCCUUUGGCUUUCUAUAUCUUGGCGAUGGUUCUUCGAUACCGGGCAAUAUGGGUUUAAUGGAUCAGCAGCUUGCAUUGCAGUGGAUUCACGAAAAUAUUGACGCAUUUGGUGGCGAUCCGAAUAAAAUAUAUGACGAGGAUUGCUUGGCCUUAAAUAUGUGGGUGCCGGAAAAACAUGACGGAAAGGUGAUGGUUUGGAUAUACGGUGGUGGCUUCUAUUCUGGUACCCCAUCGCUGGAUCUAUACGAUGGGCGUGUGCUGGCUAGUCGUCAAAAAACAAUCAUUGUCAACAUCAAUUACAGGCUUGGACCCUUUGGCUUUCUAUAUCUUGGCGAUGGUUCUUCGAUACCGGGCAAUAUGGGUUUAAUGGAUCAGCAGCUUGCAUUGCAGUGGAUUCACGAGAAUAUUGACGCAUUUGGUGGCGAUCCGAAUAAAAGUGGCACAAUUGCAAAUUCAUGGGCGACAAAAGAGAAGAAUAUGGCUCUGGAAACUUCGAUGUUUCUAGCGAAAAAACUUAACUGCACAACAUCCGGACAGAACGGGCAAUCAGAUGAUAUUAACGUGAUCGCACAUUGCAUCCGACAAGCACCUGCUGCUAAGAUACAGAAAGCAGCGGAUGCAGUUGGCGUCGAUCAAAUUCUACCAAUGACCUUUCCAUUUGUGCCUGUCGAUGAAGAUGAACAUUUUUUCAAGGUUCGAAACUAA
This is a messenger RNA of Gongylonema pulchrum, 1005 nucleotides long. The record is from the annotation of a GenBank genome assembly. Lineage: Eukaryota; Metazoa; Nematoda; Chromadorea; Rhabditida; Gongylonematidae.